Messenger RNA from Beauveria bassiana ARSEF 2860, 948 nucleotides. RefSeq names its product glutamate-cysteine ligase modifier subunit. NCBI's taxonomy places the organism in Eukaryota, Fungi, Ascomycota, Sordariomycetes, Hypocreales, Cordycipitaceae. The coding region runs from base 1 to 948 and encodes 315 amino acids. The transcript has a single exon. The record is from RefSeq and is a predicted model, not a curated record. Gene Ontology annotation, cellular component: glutamate-cysteine ligase complex. Gene Ontology annotation, biological process: glutathione biosynthetic process. Gene Ontology annotation, molecular function: enzyme regulator activity; glutamate-cysteine ligase catalytic subunit binding.
AUGUCCGCUGGGCCUACGGUGAUCCGCAAGUCCAAGUCGGCCGGCGCCCGCUCCAACCAAGAGCUUGUCAAUUCGCUUCGCGAAAACUUUGUAGCCGCCAAACUCGACUACGCGACGUUUCCUCCCCAGACUAAUGGUCAUGCCCCUCCCCCGAUUCCUCCCUCAGUCGAAGUAUGGACGGACAAGACGACCACGGCCGACGCGGGCGACGCCAGCGACAAGAUCAUGAUCCCGCGCAUCAACUGGGACGGUGCGGGCUUACAGGACGAGGCGGGCCAGUAUGAAAUUACCGUUAAACUCUUCUUCCUGCCGCCAACCGCUGCCUCACAUGAUACGGCCAGCCUGACGGCCGAGCGCGCUCGCUAUAUUGAGGAUGCGCUGAGCCUGGUGACGCGCGAGCUCGGCGUUGCGACAAUUGACCUGCUCGUCGCCUCUUUCCCCGGCAUGUCAUUCGAGGGCACCUGCGAGUGGGAGGCGGAUAAGCGCAACGCGCAGCAGGGUAACCUGGACCAGGAGGUGGCGACGUGGCGCGUGCUGGAGACGUUGCAGCAGCAGGGCCGCGUCAAGCAGCUCGGCGUCGCCGAAUUUGGUAGCGAGAAGCUCGCCGCUUUUCUGGCCCGCACCACGGUCCGCCCCGCCGUCGAUCAGAUCAACCUCAAGGACUGCUGCAACGUGCCGCCGCCCCUGAAGCAGCUCGCCACUGAGCACAGCAUCGAGCUCAACGUCCACUCGGACUGCACAGACAUACUGCCCACUGGUACCCUACGACAGUUACUCGGCCACGGGCCCCAGGGCGCCGGCCUCCUGGCCGAUCCGGAGCACCCGGAUGAGCCUGGCUGGGAGGGCGAGAUUGUGCCACAGUGGGUGGUGAGGUAUGUGGCAUUUGUGCGGGAUCGUGGCGUCAUUGAGAACAAGGGUUACUUUGCCGGCGCCGAGCUGGUCAACUAA